UUCGAAUUCCGUGAGGAGAAAGCUGGAACAAGAAGAACCACCCUCCAAAUCGACUCUAGCAAGUUGAUUAUGAAAGUUGGUUGUGAAAGAUAUAUGGAAUGUUUUUUGUCAGGAGUACGUGUAUACAUCGGAUGAUUCACACGUAGUCAAUUAUUUCGACCAAUAAUGACAAAGUGAAUGCAGUAAAAAUAAGGAAAGUUCGUACAAGUGCGGACAGAAAAAUAACAAAAUUCACAAAUUAUUCAAGUUCGGGGAAACUUAUUUGGUGUACAUGUAUCUUAUUUAAGUAGCUCUUCUAUUUGAAGUCGUAGAAGCGAGAGAGCAUGGCGGAUAAUGAGAAUUCAAUACACAACCUCGAGAACGAGGAACGUCAACCUGAGUUGCUUCGCAAGCAAUCUUCGGUGUCGCCAGUGAGCUCUGAACUUGAAGAAAUAUUAUCCAACACAAACUUGUCAUGCUUCCAAAGACUCAAAAAAGCUGCCUUGCUAGAGCUAAAAAUACUCUUUCGGUUGGCAGGGCCAGCAGUUUUUGUUUACUUGCUCAAUAAUGUUGUUUCCAUGUCUACCCAGAUCUUCUGCGGCCAUCUUGGCAAUCUUCAGCUUGCUGCUGCCUCUCUUGGCAAUACAGGAAUCCAAGUUUUUGCAUAUGGCCUUAUGCUAGGAAUGGGUAGUGCAGUGGAAACAUUAUGUGGCCAAGCAUAUGGAGCACACAAGUAUGAGAUGCUGGGAGUGUAUCUUCAAAGAUCGGCAAUCCUUCUUGCGGCAACUGGGAUACCACUUACGAUCAUAUACUCCUUCUCCAAACAAAUCUUGCUCUUACUAGGUGAAUCAAAAGAAAUUGCAUCAGAAGCUGCAAUUUUCGUCUACGGACUUAUUCCGCAAAUAUUUGCCUACGCAGUCAAUUUUCCAAUUCAGAAGUUCUUACAAGCUCAGAGCAUAGUUUUCCCAAGUGCAUACAUAUCUGCUGGAACGCUGGCAGUGCACGUCUUAUUAAGUUGGCUUGCUAUAUACAAACUGGGUUGGGGAUUAUUAGGUGCCUCACUUGUUUUAAGCUUUUCAUGGUGGAUUAUAGUUGCUGCCCAAUUUGUCUACAUUGUUAGUAGCCCAAGAUGCAAGCGAACUUGGACUGGGUUCACUUGGAAUGCCUUUUCAGGAUUAUGGGAUUUCUUAAAAUUGUCUACUGCAUCUGCUGUAAUGCUUUGCCUCGAAAUUUGGUACUAUCAAAUUCUAGUCUUAAUUGCUGGACUGUUGAAAAAUGCUGAGAUUGCCUUGGACUCCCUCUCUAUCUGCAUGGCUAUUGUUGGAUGGGUGUACAUGGUAGCAGUGGGUUUUAAUGCAGCUGCAAGUGUUCGGGUAAGCAAUGAGCUAGGAGCUGGACAUCCCAAAUCAGCAGCAUUUGCUGUUGUGGUCGUGACCUUAAGCUCGUUCCUUAUAGCUUUGAUAUUGGGCAUUGUGGCGCUUGUACUUCGCAAUUACCUGAGCUAUAUCUUCACUAGCGGUACAACAGUUGCUAAGGCUGUGGCAGAACUAUCUCCUUUUCUUGCACUAUCCAUCGUACUAAGUGGUAUCCAACCUGUUUUAUCUGGGGUUGCUGUCGGAUGUGGAUGGCAAGCUUUUGUUGCAUAUGUUAAUGUCGGAUGUUAUUAUUUUGUUGGUAUACCAUUGGGUUGUGUUCUUGGUUUUACUUUCGACUUGGGUGAUAAGGGAAUUUGGUCCGGAAUGUUAGCAGGCACUGUUUUACAGACUCUAAUUUUAUUAUGGUUUACAUAUCGUACCGACUGGAAAAAAGAGGUUGAGAAAGCACAGAAUCGUCUAAAGAGAUGGGAUAACAUUACAGAACCACUUCUGAAGGAAUAACAAGAAAAGAAAGUGAGCUGCACUGCACCCUCAUUGUGUUCGGGAUUUACUUUGCAUUGGCAUGGCAUCAAGAAUAUCAAGCUACCUGCAUGCUGAAGAUAUCAUAAAUUUUACCAUCUUUCCUUUUCAAGCCCCAACUCAGUAAAUCUCACCAUUAAUUUACUGAAAAUGACCUCCUUGGGUUGCUUCUUUUCAUCUAACGGUGGAAUUUUCAGGGCUUUGCUUCUUCUUUUCUUCUUCUCCUUCUUCUUCCUCUUCUUCAUCAUCAUUAUUAUUAUUAUUAUUUACCUCU
Ricinus communis (castor bean) is the source of this 2148-nucleotide messenger RNA. RefSeq names its product protein DETOXIFICATION 40. Gene Ontology annotation, biological process: xenobiotic detoxification by transmembrane export across the plasma membrane. The transcript has 7 exons. Gene Ontology annotation, molecular function: xenobiotic transmembrane transporter activity; antiporter activity. The record is from RefSeq and is a predicted model, not a curated record. Gene Ontology annotation, cellular component: membrane. NCBI's taxonomy places the organism in Eukaryota, Viridiplantae, Streptophyta, Magnoliopsida, Malpighiales, Euphorbiaceae. The coding region runs from base 324 to 1856 and encodes 510 amino acids.